This is a messenger RNA of Colletotrichum costaricense, 1839 nucleotides long. RefSeq lists its product as uncharacterized. The record is from RefSeq and is a predicted model, not a curated record. The coding region runs from base 1 to 1839 and encodes 612 amino acids. The transcript has 4 exons. Lineage: Eukaryota; Fungi; Ascomycota; Sordariomycetes; Glomerellales; Glomerellaceae.
AUGUCGCCUUCGUCGCCUGUCACUUUUGGAGCGCUCGAAAGUCCAGCGCUGUGCGAAAGAUGUCACCCCGUGCUGAUGGAUGAUAGCAUCGAUGACUUCAUUGAGGAAGAGUCUGCUUCUUCGGACUCUGCUGUAACGUUGAGACACAAAGCUGAAGGCGAAGGUGAACUUAUCAUGUUGGGAUCGCCUUGCCAAUGGAGGGACUCGCUACCUUCAUUGCCAGUGCUGGCGGAGUCUUCAACCAACGGCUGCCACCUGUGCACAUUCAUCCGAGAACACAUCAUCAAACGUGGGAUAGACUAUAGGGGAGAUGUCUACAUUAAUGGCGGAUACAUUUGGGGCGCUGACAGAGAUGUAUUCGGCUCGAAACCGAACGAAGAAGGUCUUGUAUUUUGGCGAUGUGAAGUGUACAAACACCCUGAGCAGGAGUUUCUUGCGGCUAUAACCUUCAACAUCGAAUCCGACGACGACAAUGUCACAGAUUGGUUGCGAGUCGACGACAAGCGACGUCCCCGGUUGCUUGAUCCCGCCAAUGUAGACUGGAUAAAGUACGAGCUCAAAAGGUGUCAGAACGAUUGUGAUCAUGUCAAGGAAGACACAGCCUUCAUUCCAACAAGGCUCAUAGACAUUGGCAGCACCGAUCUAGACGUCCCGCGCCUUGUAACUUCGGAUAUCCUGCACGAAGAAAAUGAGGGAAACCUUCGCGGAGUUGAAUAUGCGACACUCAGUUACUGCUGGGGAUCUAGAGAGGAUGCAGCUGAGCAGUUGAAGACCACCAGAAAGAACUUAUCAGAACACCUUGAGGGUAUACCACUCGACUUCAUGAGUCCGGUUGGUUACCUUGGUGAAAGGGCACCAGGUCUCGACUUGCCUUUUCAAUCGAAACGGCGCGAGAGCGUUCGCGGGACCUACACGUUCUUCCCUUCUUCGGAUGAUCGGAAGCCGAUUUGGAACUCUUCGUCACUGAUCAAUGACUUGAAGCAGGCAGUAUGGGAAACCAGGGGCUGGACGUUCCAGGAGAACAUGUUGUCGACGAGGCUGCUCUUUAUCGGGCCUGGGUUGUGGCACUUUGCCUGCGAGAACGGCUCAACAUCUGAGAAUUCAUAUGUGAAUCUCGGAUCAGUCGUUCACGGAUCCUUGAGACCACUCGUCAACAUAGCACGAGAGCCGAAGCCAACUGAUCCUAUUGAAGUAUGGCGUAGGGUGCGCAACGCCUACGCCCGAUGGGAAGAGAUACUGGAGAUUCAGACAAGGUCGUGGAGCUACAGAGAUGAUCUCUUGGCCGGCAUAGCAGGAUUGGCUGAGGAGUGUGCCAAGAUUACGGAAGAUACCUACCUUGCUGGCCUAUGGAUGAAUGACCUGCAACACGGGCUUGUCUGGGAAAUGCUUAACCCGGACGUUGGUACCCUCGAGACAGUACUCCGACAGAAGAGGGAUCAAAAGCCUUACGUCGGCCCGUCGUGGAGUUGGGUUUCUCAGCUACGGCCUUUCGAGGUUUUACCAUGCCGACGCUACAACGUGGACAAUCCUAGGCCACAAGAGAAGCUUUCAAACAACCAGAAGCUUAUGUCAUUAUCAGACACAUUGCCAACCCAUGUUCGAGCCGAAUACACCAUCACCGGGAUUCACAUGGACUUGCAAUGGCGCAGCCCAUUUGGUCGACUUAAUCCCGGCUCAUACCUUCGAAUGCAUGCAUCGUUGGCCGACUUCCCCUCAGAUGUGAAUAUCGAACCCAAACGCAAGGGAAACCCCCCGAUCGGAUACUUCUCUGAUGGAAGUGGCCUCUGCAUGUUUGACUGGUCCAGACUGGAGAAGGACAGAGCAAUGUUCCUCCUGUAA